AUGUCUUCUACACAUGUUAGCCUCGGCGCAGCUGCGGAUGAGCGCAAGGCGCGCCUGGCAAAGCUCAAAUCUCUGAAGCGCAAACAACCUGGCGACGAAAUCGUAGCUCCUGAAUCGACACGCUCUCCCUCUCCACCCACCGAACCCGAUGUUGCAACGCUUCAUCUUUCAGGAAGAAACUAUGAUCCGGAAACCAAGGGGCCGAGGCUUGGUUUCGAGGCGCCCCCUACCUUAGCUGUCGAGAAGACUCUGGAACAGCAAGCGAAGGAGGUCGAAGACGAGAUUAGGAAGAAGGCCGAGGAAGAGGAGCAGGAUGACAAGGGCGUAGAUCUAUUCAAGCUACAGCCGAAGAAGCCAAAUUGGGACCUGAAGCGGGAUUUGGACAAGAAAUUGGAGAUUCUGAAUGUCAGGACGGAGAAUGCGAUUGCGAGGAUGGUACGGGAAAGGAUCGAGGGGUCUCAGAAGGCAAAAUUGGGCAAUGGGGCUGUCACUGCAAGUGAAGGGGGAGAAGAAAUGGGGAUGGAGGGUAUUGCUCUAGUGGAAGGUGUCAAACUGAGGGAACGGGAAGAGGAAGAAGAGGAGAGGCGAGAGAAGGAAGACGACGAGAUGCUGUAA
Drepanopeziza brunnea f. sp. 'multigermtubi' MB_m1 is the source of this 615-nucleotide messenger RNA. RefSeq lists its product as uncharacterized. Lineage: Eukaryota; Fungi; Ascomycota; Leotiomycetes; Helotiales; Drepanopezizaceae. The record is from RefSeq and is a predicted model, not a curated record. Gene Ontology annotation, cellular component: U2-type spliceosomal complex; post-mRNA release spliceosomal complex.